This is a messenger RNA of Diorhabda carinulata, 1787 nucleotides long. Its product is annotated as zinc finger protein OZF-like. The transcript is spliced from 2 exons. The record is from RefSeq and is a predicted model, not a curated record. NCBI's taxonomy places the organism in Eukaryota, Metazoa, Arthropoda, Insecta, Coleoptera, Chrysomelidae. Bases 107 to 1672 code for a protein of 521 amino acids.
GUCAUAACUAUUGUAUAUUUGUUUUGACAUAUAGUAAACCUGUUUUUAUUUAUAUUUUUUAACAUUUUAAUUGAAUUAUAUUAUACUUUAGUAUUUACUAUUUUUAAUGGAAACAGACAAAGAAAAAAUGUAUCCCGUCAAUUUAGAUAACGUUUUAAUUAAACAAGAAGUAGUUGAUGAAUUUUCGGAAGGCCAAACGAACUGCCAAACCGAAGUUCAGCCUUUACUUUUAAAAAUAACAAACAUUAAAUCAGAAGUUGAAGGCAUCGAUGUAUAUAUUGAUCAAAGAAAUUAUACCAAUGUAGCUAGAGCUGAAGAUAUGUAUGUACAUCCGAAAGAUCUUACACAAAUCAAAGAAGAAAUUGAUAUUAAACCAAAAGUAGAACUUUUAACCCAAGAAUUUAAUGUAUCACAUCUUAAAUAUGAAGAAAAUAUUUUGAAUUACUUGGAUCAACCAUGCAGCAGUAAAAAAACACGAAUAAAACGUUUUAAAGAAUACAAAAAAACGAACAAAAAAGUUUCUAAAAUAAAGAAGAAAUAUCCUUGUUUGGUAUGCAGAAAAUAUUUUGGUUCAUCUAAAACUACAAAUCGUCACCUCACCCUUCACUUUAAGAUAGGACUUGUAUCCUGCUCGUUCUGCGGAAAAUACUUUAUGAGCAAAAUCGAAUUCUUACAACAUUAUUUUGUACAUAUAAUAAAUUUUAAGAAAUUCCACCGCAGGAAAUCAACUGAAGAACAUGUGAAUGGUCUAAAAGAACCAAAAGGAAAUUUGUUCAAAUGUGCCUUGUGUCCUAGUACGUUUAAAGGAAAAUACAGUUUGAAAUAUCACAUACUGUUCAAACAUCUUGGUAUUAAACCUUACAAAUGUGCAUUCUGCCCAAAACGUUUUGGACAUAGGUCUUAUUUGAAGGGCCACGUCAUUAUGCAUACCGGUGAAAAACCAUACCAUUGUUAUCUUUGUUCAAGAUCUUUCGCUAAGAAUCAAUAUUUAAAAUACCAUUUGAAGACCCAUGCGAAAGAGAAAAAAUUCGAAUGCGAAUUUUGUUUGAAACGAUUUUCGCAAAAAGCAAGUUUGAUAGACCACCGAAGAAUCCAUACUGGUGAAAAACCGUACCUUUGCGACGUUUGUUCGAAAGCUUUUUCCCGAAAACACGAACUACGACGACACAGUCUCGUCCAUACAGGCAUACAACCUUACAAAUGCGACAUUUGUCUCAGGGCUUUCAAAAAACGAGAUAAUCUGAAAUUACACAUGCUCAAUCAUACAGGAGAAAAACCUUUCAAAUGCGAAACUUGUCAUAAAGAAUUCAAAGCGAAACAUAACUUGAAAAUUCACAUUAGAGUCCACACCGGGGAAAGACCGUUCGAAUGCAAAUUUUGUUCUAAAUGUUUCAAAGUUAAACCGACCUUAAAUCAACAUAUAAAAUCGCAUCACGAGACUGCGAAGCCGUUCAAAUGCGAAAUUUGCUUUAAAGAUUUCACACGACGCGGAAGUUUGACUUCACACAACCGAACACACACUAAAGAAAAGAGAUACAAGUGCGAAUUGUGUAAUACCGGGUAUGCCGCGAAAAUUACUUUAAGAAAACACAACAAUCUCGUACACCCCUCUUUAACUAUGUCCGAAUAUCCUUUCGAUCAUUUUAUUACAGAAAAUUUAACUUUUAAAUGAAUUUAUUCAAUAAUAUAUAGGGGAACUGAAGGUAAAAUGGUAUAUUUAAGGAAAAAAACUCAUGGUAAUAUCUUUAUUUUAGGAACUUUUUAUGGAAUAUACUUAUUAGUAAUCA